UCUUGAGAGGUUUUGUAUAUUAAGGGCUGCAGUCCUCUUGCCUUGAUGGGAGGAACAGUGGUCCCCGUCGCUGCUUCAGCAGGAUGACAAUUGGGAUGGAAUGAGCCAAGGACGAUGGGGUCCCGGAUCAAGCAAAAUCCACAGAGGAUAUUUGAUCUGUUCUUUGAAGCUGCUCACCCCACACCUGCAGAUGAUGAUCCUCAAGUGCUUAGACAGUUCCCGCUGGAGUUCGAUGAUCAGGAAUCAAUACAGAUGCUGCCCAGGUUUUGCUUCCCCUUUGACUUAGAAAGGGUUAAGGAGAGCCCUAUAGUCCAACACUUCACUUUCGCACUCACCGACAUGGAGGGGAAGCAGCGCUUUGGUUUCUGCCGACUGGCCAUAGGCUUCCAUAGAUGCCUAUGUAUCCUCAGUUACUUGCCCUGGUUUGAAGUUUUUUACAAGAUCCUGAACUAUGUUGCAGACAACUUAGCCAAAAAGCAAAUCACAGAGUUGGAUGAGUUCUUGUCAGCACUGUAUAUCCACCCUGUGCCCAACCUCAGUGGCUCCAUCAGCCUUGAAUUUGACCCAAGGAUGACUAAAUUGAAAAUUUCCACUGAGUUUGAUCAGAACAGACAAGACUGGAAACAGGAUCUGAAUUCAGGGGCAGUAUCGGCUUAUUUCAUAGUCCCUGACCAUGGCAAACUUCCCACUAUCCCUGAAAAUGUAAGACAAGUGGCUGUAUUACAGAGCUUUGGGACAGGGGGAUGGGCCUGUGCUAACUUUUCUUUGGCAAUUCUACAAAGCAUGGAAUGGGAAAGGACACCACCUCGAAAUGUGCAGGCCCAGAGCAGAGGCAGCAGGCAGGAAGAAGUGCUGCUGUGCUUCCUGCCGAGGAUCCAAGGAGGACUAGGGUUAAAUCUGGAGUUAGCUAUGACUUGCCUUUCUUUCCUCAACAGUGCCCCCAUGCCCUACCUCAUAGGAGUCCACACCAGCCUCAUGGAGAGAGUGAGGAGCAAGGCCCUGGAAGAUGUCGUCAUUCUCAACAUCGACAGCAACACGGUAGAAUCGCCCUUUCAAGACCUGGAAAGCCUCCCAAGUGAUAUAGUCUCUCUGCUGAAGUUCCAGCUGAAGAAGCAAUCAGCAUCUACAGGGGAUGGCGUCGCCCAAGCCUUCCUCAGGGCACAGGCAUUGCUGUUCGGCAGCUACCGCGAGGCACUUGUUUGCAACCCAGGUGAGCCCAUCUCCUUUUGCCAAGACAGCUUCCUGCAACAGGGAUCCAGUGCCAUGCAGGCCUUUCUUCAGAGAGCUGUACACCUGCAGCUUUUCAAGGAGUUCAUCGAUGACCGCCUGGAGAAGCUAAAUGCUGGAGAAAAUUUCUCUGACCUCUUUGAGGAGGAGAUCAAUAGAAGCCUGUCUCCAGGUAGCAUGCACUCCUAUCAGCAGUGGGUGGAGAAUCUAAAGAAAGGUGGAGGAGCCCUGAUAAGUACCAUGAAGAACAAGGCCAAUCCUGCUGUCAGGAAUGCUUACCAAUAUGCCAAAGGUCAUGCCAAAAUGCGGCUGAAGAAUAUGCGGAGCCGCCUGAUGGAGAAGGACACCAGCUCAGAUCAGCACCGAGAGCGGGAACAUUCCUUGAACUGUGAUCACACCUCCAGCUCCAUCCUGCCCACCAGGAGCAGACAGUCUGAAAACCUGCAAAGCCGGUUGCCUAUCACCCAACACUUUGGGAAGUCUCGCCCCAGGCGACCACAAAGGCAAAGAAGCAGGACAGAACUGGAAACUCAAGGGGGUGUCUCCAUUUCCUCCAGCUCAAUGUCACUGGAUAGCUCCAGGGAGCCUGAUGAGGGUGAAAAUCUGCAUCCAGGUUUCUUUAGCCCAGGUGACUUUGAUCUCUUAGGAGAAAUCUUUGAGACGUUAAACCUGUUGGAGCCAAGCCAAGCUGGACGGCCUCUGUAUGGCACCCGCAGCCUGGAUUUCUGCAACCUGGAGGAGGGGAACUUCUAUACCAAGCUGAAGCCCAGCCGAGAAACCCUCUAUGAAUCCCUGCCUGAGGAACAGGAUGAUAGCGACUCCUUGUCUGGGGACGUGAAGUUCCCACCCUCCCUGGAUCCAGAAAAUGUGCAGAGUGCUCUAUUGCUCUCCACCAAGGUAGCAGACGAAUGCAGUGAGAGGUGGGAACAUGGUGGGCCUGAGCCACAAGAGGCUCCUGGCACUCAGAUGGCCGGAGUUUUUCUACAGGAGGAGAAGGGGCAAGAGGAGGGGGUCACUGCCUCUAAUUAUGGGUUGGCACGGGCAGCAUGGAUUCAGCCUGCAGACUAUGAGGCUUCCCAUCCUACUGCAAACAGAACACAGAGCAGCGCUGGUCCAAAGUCUGAACAGGAUUCUGGGGCUGACCAGAGCGUUGAACCUCUGCCAGCCAUCUCCAGCCCAAAGCCACCCAGCUGCUGCAGCAGCCAGUCCUCUGCACCGCUGUCCCAAACAGAAGUCAAGGUGGACACUGACAUCAGGGCAAAGGAGGGCAUCCCAGUCCUUGGGCAGGCCACCGAAAUACAGUCCCCCGCAGCUUCCAGGUGCAGGGUAUCAGAACUAAAGAAAAGAUUCGAGACCUAGAAGAUAAUAUUGAAAGCAGUGGCCAUUCACCAGGAAGAGGAAUACUGGAGCGGCAAGCUGCCGGGGACCCCAUGGGGCUUUCUUCUGGAGCUGCGGGGCAGCUCUGGCCUUUGAAAAGCACCGAUAGAAUCUAUCCUGGUACAAACUACACUUGUGAAAAGGGCUCUGUUAAGAGACUCAGAGGGAGUUUGCUUACUUCCUGUCCUUGUUGAGCCAGUAGGGCCACCCCCGCCACUAGGAGGCAGUUCAGGUAUUCUGAUCACUUUCCCUCAGCAAAAAGCUCCCUUCCUCUGCCAAACGCAGACGACUGCUUCUCAUAUAAUUUUUCCACUCUGGGAUCCAGAGGCAUGUCUGGAAACAGUGUAAUAUAGGAAUGAGUCGCUAUCUCUGUGAGCUGGUUCACACAUAUGCAACUGUCAUUUAACAUCUACUCCUGAAAUGACGGUGUGCAUGUGUGAAUGAGCCCCCAAUGACCAUAGAUAAUACCAAGCAAUGUCACCUGAAACACAUAAUGUGGAGAUACCUGUUCAUGGAAAUGUUUUUUACAGUUAUCGAGAAGGAUUAAAUAAAUUUAUGAAAAUGGA
Varanus komodoensis (Komodo dragon) is the source of this 3170-nucleotide messenger RNA. RefSeq names its product DENN domain containing 1C (gene DENND1C). The transcript is spliced from 22 exons. Gene Ontology annotation, molecular function: phosphatidylinositol phosphate binding; guanyl-nucleotide exchange factor activity. NCBI's taxonomy places the organism in Eukaryota, Metazoa, Chordata, Lepidosauria, Squamata, Varanidae. Gene Ontology annotation, biological process: endocytic recycling; endocytosis. The record is from RefSeq and is a predicted model, not a curated record. Gene Ontology annotation, cellular component: cytosol; intracellular membrane-bounded organelle. The coding region runs from base 115 to 2586 and encodes 823 amino acids.